Messenger RNA from Fulvia fulva, 1167 nucleotides. RefSeq lists its product as uncharacterized. Lineage: Eukaryota; Fungi; Ascomycota; Dothideomycetes; Mycosphaerellales; Mycosphaerellaceae. The transcript has a single exon. The coding region runs from base 1 to 1167 and encodes 388 amino acids. The record is from RefSeq and is a predicted model, not a curated record.
AUGCAUCUAUCGCAUCAAGAUAAGCUGGCCCCAGGCGACCAGACAUCAGCCCGAGAAUUAGCUGAAGGCGGCCUAGCUGUCAGCAUCAUUGCCUUGGUGCCACAAACGAUAUACUUUGUCCUGAUAUGGCCUCAUGGCAAGCGCAGGACAUUGGCCCGCACGGAAGAACCUCAGCGAUACCAACCGCCGGUGCGUACGAUCAACAGACGUUCCAUCUCAGUCCAUCUGGCAUCACUUACGCCCGCCUCGCCAAAGUUCUUCGGGUCUAUCUUUGAACCCAAUUCGCCAUCAUAUUCAGCUUCUUCACUGACUCCACGAUCUUCGUUCCGGAACUCAGCGCAGCGAGCACUCAAGCCCAUGACAUCGAGGACCAGGCUGAUCUUACCCACUUCCCUGGCAUCGAGGGACUCGAGAGACUCCAACUCAGUACACCAGCAUGAUGCGGUUCCGGGAGCUACCCGAAGCAACGAUGAGUUCGGCAGCUGGGACACGUCCGCAGUGGACGAUAGCUGCGAGAGUCCGUUUGCGUCCAAGUCCAAAAUCACGAGGCUCGAGACCAUUCCAGGCAGCCGACCAGUAUCUCCGGCCAAUCCUUUAGACGGACCAUUCGAGGGCGAUGAUCCUCAAGAAGCACCACUACCAGACAGCCUCCCACAGUCGCCAGUCGCAGGCUCCGAGACCGCCUCUCUUCGUGCCUUUUCCAGGAACACGAUGCGGAGACCUAGCAAUAACGACCAGAGCCACAUCCAUCCUCUGUUCAGAACAGAAAGCCCUGUGCCACCUCCACUUACAUCACCCGGCACCGUCAUCAUCGCGUCAGCAUAUGCCGGUCAGGUCGUCAAUCCGGAGAUCGCGCCAAGACUCCUGUAUUCAUCACAUGGGAGCAGGUCGGCCAGUCCAAUCCCGAGCCUCCUGUCGCCGGCCAGGAGCAGAACGGGUAGUGUCAAGAGCUUUCGCACUAGACCGACCUCGCCGGUAGAUCCUCCGGAGCGGAGCUUCUCGCAGUUGGCUGAUGUGUGGCCGCCUAUACCGAUGACCCCGAGCCCGGCUGGAAGUAUGAAGAGCUGCCGCACUGGACCAACAUCGCCGGUAUCUUCGCCGAUUGAGACCACGGAGAGGAGCUUCUCGCAGCUUGCAAGGUCGCAUACGCCGCACCCAGAUGAUUGA